ACGUUUUUAUAUAUCAAUCUUAAUUAACGACAAUUGCCGUUUUUAAUUGACCAUUGGUCGUAAUGUAAUGAGUAUGAUUUCAGGAUACAGACAACAUAAUCAACUGCGCAGAGUUUGGCCAGCUCAGACGAAGCAGGAGUGUAGUCGUAGCAAGGAUCCGUUCGUGCAUUUAAUAUGCGUAAUUCGAUCAAUUAUUGCUUGUUAAACUCGUCGGAUCCAUGGUGAAGAGAAGGAAAACAUCAGCUGCGACCGAAGACCAUGAAAAUGGGAUGACAGUGGGCUCGAGGGACGGCAUCGGUGUCCAUGGAGUGAAUAAUUCGUUCAGAAAGCAUGAAGGUUGUGACGAAGAGGAGAGCGGUGAUCAGGGGAGCGAGGAGCGUAGUACAAAGAGAGACGGAAUGGAAAUACUUGAUCCAUCAACUACGGGCAGCACCAGUUUACCACUGGUGCUUCCGACCCCUGUACCAAACCAGUCAGGAUCUGGUUUAACCCAACGUCCCCAGACAUCGUCAGUACCAUUUCUUCAAAACCAUGAUCAACAUCAUUUUCUGAGAUCCAGUGUUCGACCUCCGAGCAAACGGAUCCGUAAAGACUCCAUCGCCACAACUAUCAAUGGUCACGGCCAUUCGAAAUUGAAAGGGUCUGAGAAUGGGCCCUCUGCUCAGGUGGCCAGCGGUCAGCCUGGCCCAGUGUCCGGGCCAGGGGGGGCCAAGGCAGCCUCCAGGAGCCAGGGCCCCAGCGACAAGGAGGAGCUGGGGGGCAUUCAGAAGAGGGCUCGUCGGCAGUGGGAGUCCUGGAGUGCGGACGAUAAAAACAGCUUCUUUGAGGGUCUCUAUGAGCAUGGGAAGGAUUUUGAAGCCAUCCAGACCAACAUAGCGCUGAAGUAUAGGAAGAAGGGGAAGCCAGCCAGCAUGGUGAAGAACAAGGAGCAGGUCCGCCAUUUCUACUACCGCACCUGGCACAAGAUCUCCAAGCACAUCGACUUUGCCAACGUGUCCCGCGUGCUGAAGAGGUCCUCCCAGGAGCUGUAUGGGCUCAUCUGCUAUUCUGAGCUCAGGAAGAAGGUUGGAGGAUUAAUGGACGACAAGAAUGUAGCAAAGCUAAAUGAACUCAUCCAACAGGGGGCCACUACGGUGCGUUCCAAAGGCAGGAACCUGAGGAUCAAAGCGCCCAUGUGUCGAGCCAUCAAGAGACUCUGUGACCCGGACGGUGUGAGUGAUGAGGAGGACCAGAAGCCCGUGCGACUGCCCUUAAAGGUGGCGGUGGAGCUGCAGCCACGAAGCAACCACUCCUGGGCCCGUGUCCAGAGCCUGGCUCACAACCCUCGUCUCAGGAUGGUGGUCGAGCUUCACAGGAAAGUCUCCAGCCUCAUCGAGUUCCUGAAACAGAAGUGGGCCGUCCAGGACCAACGCAUCCUAAAGAGUUUGCAGGAGAGUGAAGCUCUUGGCUCCCAGCAGGCCCUCCCUGCUCCGUGUAAACCUGAGCUGGAGGAGCUGUUCCUCUACCCGGCGCAGACCAGCCCCCUGGCCACCCUGCCGGGCGUGGCACGCAUCGUGCACUCCAAAGCUUCCUGCACCGUGCACUGGCAGGAGAGCGGCAGGUGUCGCCCUGGUGCCAAGGAGCUGCCGGGGGUGCAGAUCCUGGGCAUCCAUGGUGCGGCGGUCCUCAGGGGCCCUGCCAGGACGGCCAGGGGAGCCGCUGCAUCAGCCCCGCCAGCAGAGGCACCGCCCGCUCCGGGGCCGGAGGAGAAGAGCACAGGGCCCUCGCCUGCUCCACCUCCCACAACACAGAGACCGCUCACUAGCAGACAGGAGGCCGGCGGGGGGAGUGGGGACCGGGGGAGGGGCUUCUCAGAGGGCGGGGAAGGGUGCGGGGAGCCGAUCGCCAAGGAGGGUGAGAGGGAUUUGAACAUGCAAGGGAGCUCAGUGGACAAAUGCGGAGAGGAGUGCAUGGCAGGGGUCAGCACGACCUCCCCAGGGGUCAGCACGACCUCCCCAGAGUCACACCUUGCUUCAGAGGAGCCGGUGCUGGAGCUAGGAAGCACAGUGCACCCUGGGAAGGAGGAGUCUGGGGAGGCCCCCGCAGCCCCUGGGGGGAGAUCAGCACAGCAGAUCCGGGAGGAGGGCUGGAGUGCCGGUGGCUCUGUGACGCUAGCGGAGCUGUACCUUAUGCUGGGGAAGCCAGGGAAACUGCAGCUGGAGUACGAGUGGCAGCCGGCCGUGCCCAGCGGGGGGCAGGAUGCGGGUCAGCCCUCGCACCUGCACCCUGCGCCUCCGGCCAACACACACCGCGUCCUGCGCUGCCUGCUCAGACUGGCAGCCUCCCAGAUCAACCCCAAAGCAGCUCCAGAGCUGUGCUCCACUGCCACAUCCCCCCUCAAGCCCCCCCAGGAGGAACAGUCCCCCGCCCCCCCAGGGAGGAGCCCUGCCGGGGGGGGGCGCAGCCCCAACUGCAGCCGCCAGCAGGCUUCCCUGCGUGGGGCAAAGGUUAUCCUGCCCAGCGCUGGACCAUCAGGUGUGCGGAACCUGCCCAGGUCUCUGCUGGUGUCGGGCGGUGAUGCUGAAGGGGGAGUCUUUGCUGUGCCAACCACGCUGCCCCCCAACAGCUCCCGCCACUCCCGCAUGUUCUCCCCGAACAAGGAGGCAGAGCUGGCCUUCCGGCAGCAGCUAGACUCCAUCAGCUCAGACAUUUUCCUGUCAAAGCAGAGGAAGUUCCGGAGCCGACAGCUUCGGAAGCCCCUCGUUGUGCAGCGGACAUUGCUGCCACGCACCACAGGAGACGCCCCUCAGCAUGUGUGCUCCUUCUCCAUCCUCUCCAACUCAGCCGCCACAGGAACUGGCUCCUUUCGGCCAAUCCAAACCCGGCUGCCCAAUUGCUCCCGCCCCCCCCUCACCAAGUCUUCGAUUAUGUCUGGUCCUGUGAAUUCCUCGAAGCUUUCCAGUGCAAUAGAUCUGGCUGCCAAGUCAGCAGGCAUCAUCCCAGGCAGCCCCUGCAGAGAGCUGGAGGCCGGGGGGCCCUGCAGAGAGCUGGAGGCCGGGGGGCCCUGCAGAGAGCUGGAGACUGGGGGCCCCUGCAGAGAGCUGGAGACUGGGGGCCCCUGCAGAGAGCUGGAGGCUGUGGGUCCCUGCAGCCUCCUGGCUCCAGAGCCAGCAGCUCAUGCUGGGCCACAAACACAGUUUCUACAGGAGGACGGAACUGGGACCGGCCCGUCUCCUGGAGGUCCGUGCGGAGGAGACUCUCUCCUCUCCCCGCCCAGUGUUGCCUCCCUCCUGGACAUCUCCCUCCCCGGCCCCCCUGAAGAAGCCCUGGUCCCCGGGGAGCCCCAGACACACAUCAGUGACUCCAUCAUCGAGCUGGCCAUCAACUCAGCCCACUAUGGUGACGAGGCCUCGCUCUGCCCAGCCAAGCUGAACGGCAGCUCCAAGCUGCUGCCCUCCUCCCCCUCUGUCAGUCCCUCCAGGGGCUGGAUUCCUUCACCCUGCCAUGACCCCCAGUGGUACCCCAACGACUCCACAGAUUCCUCUCUGGGCUGCCUCCUGUCGAGCCUGGUGUCUCCUGAUAAGGGCAGACGGACGCUGGCCCGCUCCGGGCCCUCCAGCGGCACAGCUCUCCUGGGCCCCAGCCUUCUGGACUGCAACUCCCAUGAUUCCUUCCAGUCCCGCGGGCUGCCAGACGUUGCAGAGGUGGACACACAGCUGGCCUGUAUGAUGAGUGAGAGCAGCGUGGAUUACAUCGCUCGAUUCAACGACCUGGCGCAGGAACUGUCUGUCACAGAGUCGCCCCUUCCACCUCCGGGGGUUUGACUGGAACAACGAUCAAUAAUUGUCUUCUCACUGAAUCACUCCAAUAAAAUGAUAGUCUGAUCGCAACCCCUAACCCACACCUAGUACAGGUGAUGAAAGUGCAAUAAUACCUGCUCUAACCCACACCUAGUACCUGCUCUAUAGAGGGGAGUGUCUUUGGAAUGGUCCCAACAAUUUGUGGUUGGUUCUACUUAGUUUUCCCUUGAUGCUUUGCAGCUGUUCUGCCCACUGAACAAGCCUUAAAAACACUAAGUGAGUAUGUUUACAAAACAACCUCAUAAAGAAAGAGAACUUGACGCCA
Molecule: messenger RNA, 4104 nt
Organism: Osmerus eperlanus (European smelt)
Lineage: Eukaryota; Metazoa; Chordata; Actinopteri; Osmeriformes; Osmeridae
Gene: cramp1
Product: cramped chromatin regulator homolog 1
Exons: 21
Coding region: 219-3803 (1194 amino acids)
Biological process (GO): pattern specification process
Cellular component (GO): nucleus
Molecular function (GO): chromatin binding
Source: RefSeq, a predicted model, not a curated record